Molecule: messenger RNA, 2335 nt
Organism: Laetiporus sulphureus 93-53
Lineage: Eukaryota; Fungi; Basidiomycota; Agaricomycetes; Polyporales; Laetiporaceae
Product: MFS general substrate transporter
Exons: 15
Coding region: 197-2251 (684 amino acids)
Biological process (GO): transmembrane transport
Cellular component (GO): membrane
Molecular function (GO): transmembrane transporter activity
Source: RefSeq, a predicted model, not a curated record
CGAUCGCUAUGAUGGUACAUGUCCAGGCACUCCCCAGUCUGCCUCGAAAUUAUGAUCUCGGCCCCGCGAUAGUGACUCCACAUAUCGCCGCCACCCUCAUCUCGUUAGCGCCAUUCACUUGCAUAAGCAGACGAUCCUCGCUCGGCGAACCAUUCGCGCUGCCGGGUUACUCUAUCAUCACCUCAUAUAAGCCAGAAUGGCUUCUUUGAAUCGGCUGAGCUAUUUCUCCGCCAUGAGUGAAGAUGAGGAUGUCGAUUUGGAGGAAGGACAAUGCGAGGGCGGGAAGAUGGAUGGGCGUACGCCCCUGGACAGGACAAUUGACCGCAUUGGCAUGGGAUGGUACCAAUGGACACUGCUGUCGCUAUGUGGUUUCGGCUGGUUGGCAGAUAAUAUGUGGAUCCAAGCCAUCGCGAUCGUUCUUCCACGCGUCCAGCAGCAUUUCUCAGUUCGCGAUAGUUUCAUUGGGACGUUGUCCUCCUCGAUGUUUGCCGGCAUGAUGUUUGGUGCGGUAGGCUGGGGAACGUGUUCCGACCUGAUGGGUCGCACCACUGCGUUCAAUGCUACGCUAUUUCUCACGUCCUUAUUCGGUGUCCUCGCCUCCUUCGCCAGCUCCUUUUUCUGGCUGUGUACAUCGCUGUUCUUCCUCGGCAGCGCCGUCGGAGGUUCGAUGCCCACAGAUGGCACGCUCCUGCUUGAACAUAUGCCGAACGGAAAACAGUACCUCGUGACUGCGCUUUCCGUGUUCUUCUCGUUCGGCUCUGUCCUGGCAGCCGUUGUCGGACUGCUCGUGAUCCCAGGGAAUUCAUGUCCUCCAGCACCUGCAUUCUGUGACGUGAACACACAAAAUAUGGGGUGGAAGUACUUGUUUUCCACGCUUGGUAUCAUAACCCUUUCCAUGUUCCUCGCGCGGAUUCUUUUCUUCCGCCUGCAUGAGUCGCCGCGAUAUCUCGUGCAUGCCGGUCGUCCUCAAGAGGCACUAGAGUCGUUGCAGAUGAUAUCGAGAUUUAACGGAGACGAACUAUCCCUUGCUCUGGACGACGUCCAGGACCAUAUACCUGCUAUCACGACCGGUGCUGAGACAGCGCAGGAUGGACAAAGUUGUUCUCUGGCAAAGCACGGCCGAUUUGAUGUAGCGCGAGAAACUGAUGUCUUGGUGUUUGACGCGGACACUCACGAUGAGGACGCUGAAACAGUCCAGACUAGUAGCGAACAAUCUCCGAUUCCCUCCUUGAGCAGCCGCGAUGGUCUGCGACAGACUAUGUCUGACUUAGAGACGAAGACAUACAGCUCAGUCGGCGAGUCUAAUGUCCCGCUAGACUCUCACUCGUUUGGUGCACCUGCUGUCCUCGAGGAAACGCGUUGCUUGUCUUCGCAUUCGACGCAAUCCCGGCCUCGAAGCGAGGACGUAAAAGAAGAUCUAUCUCCGAGAUCGUCCAUGUCCGUAUCACGAGCAACGCAUACGCUUCCAGGGGACCCUUCAUCGUUCACACGCCCGCGCUCGAGGAUACGCGAGAUCAACAAUCAGCGGAUGUCGGUGACCUCUUCGAUGUACGAGGUCAGGCCGAAAAUCUACUGGAAGCUCCCCCGGUGGCUGCGGAAGCCACUGUGGGCGUGGCUUGACCGCAUCGGGAUGGUACUCUCACCCGAAUGGAUGCGCACGACGCUGUUGGUAUGGGCAGCAUGGUUCGCUAUGUCGCUAGCGUACACGAUGUUCAACGUCUAUCUGCCCAAGCUGCUGGAAGGCCGCUCUGGCUCGGAUCCACUAGCUGCUCCAAGGAGCCUGCAGGACAGCCUGAAGGACAUCGUUAUAUACGCUUUGGGGGGAUGCCCUGGCGCUGUUCUGGGAGCAUAUCUCAUCGAUUCUCCACUCGGACGACGGUGGUCUCUCGCGGGAAGCACGUUCGUAACGGCAUUCUUCUGUGCUGUCUUCGUGUUUGUCGAGCAAUCGUGGGCGGUGCGGGCUAGCACUGUGGGCAUCAGUUUAAGCGCGACGGCAAUGUGGGCUGUCCUUUACGGCUGGACACCAGAGAUUUUCGGCACGAAAGUGCGAGGAUCUGCCUGCGGUAUCGCUUCGGCGCUUUCACGAAUAGGUGGCAUGAUUGCCCCGAUGCUGGGUGGAUCCCUCCUCUCAGUCAACCAGUCAGUGCCUGUGUACACCAGCAUAGCAAUAUUCUUGCUCGCUGGAUUAUGUGUACUGCUGUUACAUGAAGACGAGCAAGAGCGCGGCAGCGAGUGCGUGAUUGUGCAUUGAUUUGUACCGUGUAGCUUGUAGGAUUUGCUUGUAUAUAGAGUGAUAUGUCUGAUAGUGAUCUGUUCACUUGUGUGCGAUACCCGA